AGUACUUUGUAUAUCCAGCCCUCGAAGGAUGGAACUCGUUUAGUGGUCUCGGGGAAAGUGGUUUCUUUUAUGAUCGAAUAAUAGAAAACUAAUCAAUACUGAAGACUUCUGUUUAUCCAAGAUGGCGGGGAUAAGAUGGCAUCGUUUCGUUUGUUUACUUUGGUUAGCUCUUCUGUUUGAUAGAUCAUAUCAACAGUGUGUUGGUCCAGAAGGACCACCAGGUCCUCCUGGCUCCGAGGGCAACCAGGGAUCAGGGACAAACGAUAAUUGGUAUGAUGUAAUGGAAUCUACUAGAAACUGGAGACAGUGUACAUUCAAUUGGGCAGAUGGUCGGGACAGUGGUACCGUCUACACGUGUUCAUUUACUAAGCAAUCUUCAACGUCAUCCUUGUAUGCGGCUUUCAGUGGUACAACACGACUUCAUGGUUGCCAUGGUUGCUGUUGUCGAUGGUACUUGACGUUCAAUGGCGCUGAAUGUAAUUCACCCCAAGUCAUUGACGGAACCGUCUAUAUGGCACAUUACAGUGGUGCCGAUCUUCACCGACAUCGUACAAUAGCAGGAAUAUGUACGAACAUCGCAGCCGGUAGCGUAACGGUCGCCCUGGUGGUGGGAGCAUGCAGUGGAUAUGGGUACCACGACUGUUACACUGGCUGGAAUGCAAUAUCCAGGAUCAUCAUUGAAGAAUUACCUGCCUCUCCUUACAGUUAAACAGCUAGUGAUUAUAAAUUAUACUCUGACAUGUCAAUUUUUUUUUUCAAACAAAACAUCUAUCGGUCCGAGAACACGCAUUUUUUUUUCUGCGAUGUGAAUUUGGAUAGGAAUGACGUCUUAUGGCUUUGUUACGAGUCAAUGUGACUCUUUUUUCGAGUUACUUUGCCUUAUCAUUUAGUCGACUCCAAGUUUAUUAAAAACACUUUUAGGAAUGAAAUAUACACGGAAUUGAUUUGAUUCCCUGCUGACAUUUUUUAUUGGUUAAUUUGAAACUUUCUUAUAAUGAUUUUCAGUACAGAGUAAUAACCACCACCAAAAAACAAAAACAAAAAUAAAACAACCAAGGUAUAUACGAGAUCCAGAUCCAUCCCUAAAAGUGUUUUCUAUAAAAAAAAAAAAUAUUUGAAGAAUAUUUCAAUAGGGUGCCCUUUCAGCAAAAGCUGGUAUUAAAAGGGGCUCUAAAAGCAUAAAAAUAAAACAAGUAUAUACAAAUGAAAAAAAAUGUAAAAAAGUGAUCGUACAGUAUUCUCCACCUUUUUACAUGUUAUUAAUCAUGGUUUAAUCUAGAUUUUGAGAGAAAUUAAAAGUGCAGCAAUAUAUGAUUCUCCCUAACGCCUUUACAAUAUCUGGUAUGCGAAAAAUUUUAUCAUUAAGCACUAUUUGAAUCUAAACUCUUCAAUUAGUUCUUGAAGUAUGAAAGGAUAUCUGCGGAACAUAAAAACGUCCUUUCUGAAAUUUGUGUUUUUAUGAGCUCCUCCAGUGAAGGUAACUUUUGACAAAAUUACAACGAAGUUAUAAAAAUCCUUGUAAUUGCAUUAAUUUUUUUUCGUUGAAUUCAGUUUAGUGUUAAAAAAGGAAAUGUUAAAUCAUCAUUCGACAGGUUACCGGAAUGAAACAUUUUCUACAUGUUGCAUUUACCACUUUGAAUGGUUCGACCCAACAUUUAAAAUGUUGGAUUCAGCUUUCUGCAAGUAUGGAUAUAACAUUUAGAAAAGAUUGUCACUCCUUCAACCUUUCAAAUGUUGAUUUAACACUUCAUUUUUUUAAAUCGUAAUUUCGACACGUACAAAACAAUAAUUUGUACAAUACAAAAAGGUUAACCAUUGCAUAAAAAGUACAUUAAUGACCUUCUGGAAAAAAAAAGUCAAGACAGCAGUAAUAUACAUCGUUAUCAUAGUAUUACGUUAAGGACUUGUCAUCAUGGUUAUGUUUAGAUUUAGAUUUAUUUAUUUCCGUUCAACAAAAUAAACAAAAAUAAUCGAAGUAACAGUACAUAUUCAAAAUAAUACAGACAGUUCAAUGCCAUUUGAUAACAAAUGUUAAAGAUAAAUUAACUGAACGGAGGGACUAUUUUGUUGUUUAUAUUGAAACAUAUAUGUAAAUAUUGUUAAUUGUCAUAUUCUGCCAAAUAAAGUUAUCCUUCAAAAUAUGA
This is a messenger RNA of Lytechinus pictus (painted urchin), 2144 nucleotides long. Its product is annotated as collagen triple helix repeat-containing protein 1-like. Bases 122 to 709 code for a protein of 195 amino acids. NCBI's taxonomy places the organism in Eukaryota, Metazoa, Echinodermata, Echinoidea, Temnopleuroida, Toxopneustidae. The record is from RefSeq and is a predicted model, not a curated record. The transcript is spliced from 4 exons.